Messenger RNA from Drosophila arizonae, 1318 nucleotides. RefSeq lists its product as uncharacterized. NCBI's taxonomy places the organism in Eukaryota, Metazoa, Arthropoda, Insecta, Diptera, Drosophilidae. The record is from RefSeq and is a predicted model, not a curated record.
UUGGGUUUUCUAAUCAAAAAAAUUUUAUAUAUUUUUAAAAUUUACACAUCAGAUUACCAAAUUAUAUAUAAAUUUACGUUAGUCGAAAACCCAAUCCAGUAGUAAGACGCGAAACAAUUUAACGGAUAAGCAUUACAAUGGAACAGCAAAUUAAGCAAUUAUACUAUUUCGAUGCUAUUUUGGAGAAAUCAACGCUCAAACACAAGCCAGGGGAGCCCUGUCCUUACACGUAUAUGGUUUGUCCAUAUAAACAAUACUUAAAAGUGACAGAUGAUCGUAUCUAUGGCAAAGAAUUUCCCGAUGAGGCUCUGGGCGAAUUCGUGGCCAACCCAUACGAAUUGGCUGAAUCCCUGACAUCCAAGGGCAUCCGCUUGGCUAUCUACGAGAAUGGGCAACUGCUGGGCUGCGGCUCCUUUAGGCCAAUCGAUGAUAUUCUGCGCCCGCUGACUGAGCCAACAUUUACGGCCACCGGGGCCUACACCGUCGAUGCGGAGCAGGAGGGGGUGCGAGUGGCGCGCGUUGACUUCAAUAUCAAGUUUAGUGCUGCCGAUCCCCAACUGGACUCACGGAUGAUUCCGUUCGGCUGUUUUGAUAUCUGCCGAACGCUCGAUACGUCCAUCAAUCCGCGUGACAUAAUAUUCACGCUGGGCCGCUCCAAACGAACCGCCGCAGUCGCGUGCAUCACGGACAAGCGUCUAAUGUCGUUUGGCGAGGCUCCCUUCAGCUGCGUUCGCAAGGAGGUCAACUCGACUGCCGGCUGUGGCUGCGUGCUGCAUGGCACGGAUACGGUGGUGCCCAAGGCACUGGAUCGAAGCAAGGAGUGCGAACGUGAAUUGCUCAAUCGGCUGCUCAUCGAGCUGGAGUACGACAAGAUGUUGGUGCCCACACCGCCGCCGACCCAUGCGCUGUCCAGGCAGUUCAACGGCUCGAGGCAGGCCAACUACUCGAGGCAAGCCAGGUGCAGACCGGGACAACAGCGUUGCGGAUGAUCGAGUGACUGGCCAGCUGUCCAGCAGCAUCGCGUCUACCGGCUGAAAUACCAGCAAGAGGAACCUCAGAUACCUACGAUUGGCAGUGGCUGAUAGGAAAUACGCCAGCGGCUCUCAAACUGCUGCCAAUGCCAAGUUCCUUCGAUCAGCUGCUGGUGGGUCCUCUCUGAAGAGAUUUCGUAGACAUUAACAAAGCCCGCACCGUAAUGCGGACGGAUAGUAGUGAUCGAAUGUUUAAAUCCAAAUUCCUUGUUCACAAAAUGCACCGAAGAUUUUAACUACAGAUUUAUGCAAGGUUUUGCAUUCCAAAUAAAUUUCAAAUAGCUGUC